GUUUCCUCUUGCAAACUUGCCGAAGCUCUUGGCCCCAUCUGCUGAAACGCGUCCCUGUCCUUGACCGUCUUCAUCAACGACUUGCUUCAUCGUCCAAUGAAUCGCCGCCGCCGCCGCUGAUGAAUUCGACAUCAUACCGAUCGCUUCAAGUGUUUCCCACUGCCUCGCCGGAGAGGUAUCUCUAAAAUCUACUCCAAAGCAAAGAGGUCUAAAACCCCCAAAACACCUCAAUGGUUUGGUGUUCGAUCUGAAAUUCUGAUUAUGAUAUCUAUUGAGUAUUAUAUUUUUGCGAUCUGAACAGCAUGAGUAGUCGAUUGACCCGACCCGGCACGCGCCCAACCCUAGACACGAUGGCUUUUAAUGUUGCCCAUAGGACAAAUGCUCUCCAAAGGCCAAAUAUGAUUCGGCAUCUAUAAAAGUCGAAUACUGUACCAAAUAAUGCAAUACUCCGUAUUAUACUUUAUAUAGAGAGUGCAUUCGUCUAUCAUUUCUUGGGAAAUAGAUGUCUCUUCUGAGCAAAAUUCAUGGUAUUUCUUCAUCUUCAAAUGCCCGAUUGAGAAAAAUUGAAUCUUUUAAACUGAACCCCGUUUGCUCUAUCCACUAUGCAUCCCAUUCUAAUUCCCCAUUCAUUGAGUGGCAUUCAGUGGAGAGGUACCAGAGGGACAACUGGAUUUACAAGAGCGAAUUGCAGCAGCCUCCUUCGCACCCGCUCCCAGCUGACCCUAGCUUUUUGAGGGACUAUGACAUUGCCCAGCAGCUUCCUGAGCUCAAGAAGUUGCUUCGGGUGUUAAAGGAGAAGCGGGGGAAGAGUUAUGACGCCGGGAAGAGAGGUCCCGGGAAUGUCUUUUUGGUGGGGACUGGACCGGGGGAUCCGGAACUGUUGACUCUCCGGGCAUUGAGAGUGAUUCAGGGUGCUGAUCUGGUGUUGUAUGAUAGAUUGGUCUCCAAUGAUGUGCUCAAUCUAGUGGGUCCUGAUGUUAGGUUUCUCUAUGUUGGCAAAACUGCUGGGUACCAUAGCAGAACACAGGAAGAGAUUCAUGAGUUGCUUCUUAGUUUUGCUGAAAUUGGGGCCACUGUUGUCCGGCUGAAAGGAGGAGAUCCUUUGGUGUUUGGGCGGGGUGGAGAAGAGAUGGACUUUCUACAACAGCAAGGAAUUGAAGUGAAAGUUAUUCCUGGUAUAACUGCAGCUUCGGGAAUAGCAGCAGAGCUGGGAAUCCCGUUGACACACCGCGGUGUCUCUAACAGCGUUAGAUUUCUGACAGGCCAUUCAAGAAAAGGAGGAACGGACCCUCUAUUUGUGGCAGAGAAUGCCGCCGACCCGGAUUCCACCUUGGUUGUUUACAUGGGAUUGUCAACUCUUCCUUCUCUUGCCUCAAAGUUGAUGCAUCAUGGCCUGCCGCCUGGUACUCCAGCUGCUGCUGUUGAACGUGGGACCACCCCACAACAACGUAGUGUAUUUGCCGAGCUGAGCAAUCUAGCAGAUGCGAUCACUUCACAUCAACUAGUAUCCCCAACUUUGAUCAUCAUCGGGAAGGUGGUUGCACUUUCCCCAUUGUGGCCACGUUCUACUGAAUCCGGGGCUCCAAUCUUGGUCGAGGCUGAAUUGUAGGCCAAAUGAGUGUCGCUUCCCGUCCCUGAAACUUCACCGUUUGGGUACUUUCGGACAUCCUCCCACCACUCAAAUCCUUGUGGAAAAUAUGACGUUUUUACGUUUCCAACCACGUGUAAGUACCCGUCACCAUCUAGGUGCCAUUCUUUUGGAAGGAAAUUGAUUAGUUCGGUGAUGAUGGGCAUUGGAGAGCUAGUUGAACAUAUUCUUUGGCCUGUUUAUUAUAUGUGUAGAAAUGGAUAGAUAAAUUUUGAUGGUGGGAUACUGGCUGUUUAUUCACUAUACAGGAAGCCCAAUGGCUUUAUGGGCCUAGCUCAUCCUGUGGGCUGAAAGGCUUGGGCUAGCUAUAUGGGUUAUGGACCAUAUGCAUAGUCCCGUUGCUGUAGCUCGCUCAAGCUCGAUUUAUUUGGCCCAACAAGGCCCAUUCCCCAGGCUUUAUAUUCCAUGAAGAAUUUCAAGUGGUAGAGUAACUGCCAAAGCAUUGAAUUAUGUACACUGUCUUUUUAUCAUUUAUGUCUAUUGUCUAAGACACUAUUUUGUCUCAUUCUAUAUUUGUGUCGUUCAAAAUCAAUCCCUAUUUAAUCUGUACGAUUGCAAAAACUUACCUUUUUAAACAAAUUGUUUGUGUUUUU
This is a messenger RNA of Cuscuta campestris, 2241 nucleotides long. The record is from the annotation of a GenBank genome assembly. NCBI's taxonomy places the organism in Eukaryota, Viridiplantae, Streptophyta, Magnoliopsida, Solanales, Convolvulaceae.